Molecule: messenger RNA, 1506 nt
Organism: Nicotiana attenuata
Lineage: Eukaryota; Viridiplantae; Streptophyta; Magnoliopsida; Solanales; Solanaceae
Product: TMV resistance protein N-like
Exons: 5
Coding region: 1-1506 (501 amino acids)
Biological process (GO): defense response
Molecular function (GO): ADP binding
Source: RefSeq, a predicted model, not a curated record
AUGGGGACCAUGUCACGUGGAGAGAAAGCAGUGAUUUACGUUAAAAGUCAAUAUUAUACAGAAUCACCUCUAAUGCCUGUGGUAGAAGGUGUUGACGAAGUCCAUUUCGAGGUUGAACUUGUCCAUUUUGUUCAGGUAGACGCUGUAUAUCUUGAUUAUUCCAAAGGUGGAGUAGAUCAAGAAAUGGAUGAUGAAGACGAUGAAGAACUAGACCUUGAAAUGAAUUUUACCAAUUUUUCAGUAGUGAAAGGAGGUUGUGAUGAUGAUGUUCGUGUGAUUGGGAUUCACGGUAUGGGUGGAAUGGGUAAAACAACUCUUGCAAGGGCCGUGUUCGACCAAGUUUUUCAUCAUUUUGAAGAAAGUCGUUAUCUUGAUGAUGUGAGAUCAGAGGCUUGUAGAGGACAUAAUGGAUUAGUUCAACUACAAGAGCAACUUCUUAGGAAAAUUCUUAGGAAAAAGAUCAACGUAUACAAUGUUGAUGAGGGCAUCACUUUGAUCAAAGAAAGACUUUGCCAGAAAAAGGUUUUCAUUGUUCUUGAUGAUUUGGAUGAUCAAUGCCAGUUAAAUGCAUUACUUGGACGACGUGAUUGGCUCCGCUCGGGUAGUAGAGUUGUUAUAACAACUAGAGACAAGCAUUUGCUAAAAGAGCUACAAACAGAUGAGCAAUAUGAAGCCAUGAGAUUAGACCACAAGAGCUCUUUACAACUCUUUACUUCACAUGCCUUCAGAGGUGCACUACCACCUGAAUACUACAGUGAGCUUGUAGAAAGCAUUGUAACUUACUGUAAUGGAGUUCCACUUGCUCUUGAAAUUUUGGGCGUUUAUUUACACGGUAGAAAUAUCGAAGUGUGGUUAAGUACCUCGGAGAAACUAAAGACUCCUCCUCCUAACGAUAUUCUUACAAAACUUAAAACAAGUUUUGAUGGAUUUCCUGAUGAGUUUACUAAGGCUGUUUUCCUUGAUAUUGCCUGUUUUCAUCCCAAAAUCAAGAAGAAUGAGGCAAUAAGUAUAUCCAAAGCUUGUGGUUUCUACCCCGAAGUUGAAAUUUGUGAAUUAUUUGACAGAUCACUGUUAAAAAUUGAUGAAAAUGAGCAACUGAGCAUGCAUAAUUUGAUUCGUGAUAUGGGGCGAAAAAUUGUUCGUAUGGCAUCACCUGAUAAUCCAGGGGCACGUAGCAGAUUAUGGUGUCCUAAUGACAUUUCUGAUGUGCUCAUAAGACACAAGAAGCCAUUAUCUUGCCCAAUGAAAUACAUACCAUCUGAUUUUUAUCUGGAGAAUAUUGUUCUUCUCGACAUGGCUUAUAGUAAUUUCGAAGAAUUCCGAGCACCUUUGAAGUAUUUCAAGUGUUUAAAGAAAUUGAUAUUCAGGUAUUGUGAGAACCUCAAGAUGUCUCCCAAGUUUGCUGGUUUACAUCUUCUUGAGGAAUUAUCCUUUAGUGGUUGUCUAAAUUUGAUGGGGUUGGACUCAACAAUUGGAGAUUUGGAGAGACUUUGUAGUCUUAAUUAG